UGUUCUUUUCUUUUUACAGACAACAGACAGGCAUCGGAUCACAUCGACAAGUUUUACAUAACACAGUGGAUAGAUACACAAUAUGACAAACAGACACGUGUUGUUCUAGUGUAUUUCAUCUGUGUGCUUCUUUAAAUCGUGUCCAAGUGUUCGUGUGUGUAGUGGUGACGUGUCUGUAAAGUUUCUCCUCCUCUUCCUCUUCCUCCUCCUCCUCCUCCUCUCCUGCCCGAGGCUCAGCAGUGGAACUGACUGGGCAGCUUCACUCAGUAAAGUCACAGAGAGGUGGACCGUCGGGACAUCAUGGGCAUCAAAUUCUUGGAGGUGAUCAAGCCAUUCUGUGCAGUUUUGCCAGAGAUCCAAAAACCCGAAAGAAAGAUCCAGUUCAGGGAGAAGGUAUUAUGGACUGCCAUCACGCUCUUCAUUUUCCUGGUGUGUUGCCAGAUCCCGCUCUUUGGCAUCAUGUCCUCAGACUCUGCAGAUCCGUUCUACUGGAUGAGAGUAAUUCUGGCCUCAAACAGAGGUACGCUGAUGGAGCUGGGUAUCUCGCCUAUUGUCACCUCGGGCCUGAUAAUGCAGCUGCUGGCUGGUGCCAAGAUCAUUGAGGUUGGAGACACACCAAAGGACAGAGCCCUCUUCAAUGGAGCUCAGAAGCUGUUUGGAAUGAUCAUCACCAUCGGCCAGGCCAUCGUAUAUGUAAUGACAGGCAUGUAUGGAGAUCCCUCAGAGAUGGGCGCAGGAAUCUGUCUGCUCAUCAUCAUUCAGCUGUUUGUAGCUGGGCUGAUCGUGCUGCUACUGGAUGAGCUGCUCCAAAAGGGUUAUGGUCUUGGUUCAGGGAUCUCGCUGUUCAUUGCUACCAACAUCUGUGAGACAAUCGUCUGGAAGGCCUUCAGCCCUACGACUGUGAACACCGGAAGAGGCACAGAGUUUGAGGGAGCCAUCAUUGCUCUUUUCCAUCUGAUUGCGACUCGGACAGACAAAGUGCGAGCUCUGAGAGAGGCCUUCUACAGACAGAACCUGCCUAACCUCAUGAACCUCAUCGCCACAGUAUUCGUCUUUGCUGUUGUGAUAUAUUUUCAGGGAUUCAGGGUGGAUCUGCCCAUCAAGUCGGCCCGCUACCGUGGCCAGUACAACACAUACCCCAUCAAGCUCUUCUACACCUCCAACAUCCCCAUCAUCCUGCAGUCUGCCUUGGUCUCCAACUUGUACGUUAUCUCCCAGAUGCUUUCCACACGCUUCAGUGGCAACUUUCUGGUUAAUCUGCUUGGAACUUGGUCUGACACAUCGACUGGCGGCCCAGCCCGUGCCUACCCUGUUGGUGGUCUCUGUUACUACCUCUCCCCUCCAGAGUCAUUCGGCUCUGUUUUAGACGACCCGGUCCACGCAUCCAUCUACAUUGUCUUCAUGCUUGGAUCAUGUGCCUUUUUCUCAAAAACCUGGAUUGAAGUGUCUGGCUCCUCUGCUAAGGAUGUGGCAAAACAGCUGAAGGAGCAGCAGAUGGUGAUGAGGGGACACAGAGAAACCUCAAUGGUCCAUGAACUGAACAGGUACAUUCCUACAGCUGCUGCCUUUGGUGGACUGUGUAUCGGUGGUUUAUCGGUGAUGGCCGACUUCCUCGGAGCCAUUGGCUCUGGCACUGGUAUCCUGCUGGCCGUCACCAUCAUCUAUCAGUACUUUGAGAUCUUUGUGAAAGAACAGAGCGAAGUAGGCAGCAUGGGGGGGCUGCUAUUUUAGAAAAGCCAAUGUCCUCCCGCCUUCAACCAUUUUUUAUUCGGAUCAACAACCUCGCAAUAUAUAUAUUUUUUGCAUCCAUCUGAAGCGCCUGCAUCUCUAGUUUUCCAGUUUCGGGAUGAUGCUUGAGAAAUCCCCUCAGGGAUCUCAGCUGAAACGGGACGUUGGUACCACUACACUGCUUGUUGGUCCCUCCACAUAUCCUCCAAAGUAUCUUCUAAAAUAACAGAGACAUUUCAGUUGCACUUCAUGUUUUCUAAAUGACUCAAGAUUAGUUUCAUGUAAAGUCAUCUCUGUGUAUAAAAGGAGGUCCUAUGGGAGUCCCGUUCUUUCUUUCCAGACUGACUCGAGUGCUUCAGUAUGCAGGCAUACUCAACUUGGAAGAUGGCGGUCCACUGCCUGCUGUGUGCGUGCAAGCACUCCACCAUCUGCUUGAUGUUAACUUAGUCUAUCCUUUUACUUUCAACUUUAUUUCAUUUUUCUGUGAACCUGUCAUUCAGGUAGAGGUGUGGACCAGAAGCUGAACUGUCAGACGCUGCGUCAAGUACUGUAUAGCUGUUUUCAGACAUGCGGAAAAUUUCCCAAAAAUUGGGUCCGGACAUUUUUCGGAGUUUGCCAUUAGCAUAUGAGGAAUGCAGCAGGAGAUUGUCUGAGGUAGACGCAUUCACGCCAACGCAGGACAUGACGAUAAUCCCGCUGCGGAAAGCAGUGUUUUUGUUUACAGUCAUCAGUCCGCAAAACUUUCCUGCUGUAUUCUCACAUGGGCUCACUUGGACAUUUUCCAGAAAUUUUUUCUAGGGGGCUGGCAGGAAAAGUUCCGGACACUGACACAUUUUUGGACAUUUGCAUUCUCACAUUCAGCCUCCAGAAAAGUUCAGGAAAAUGUCCGGACUUCAAUGCAUGUCUAAAAGCAGCUUAUGUUUUCCUGAGUUUGUGACUCUGUCAGAGGUUUUAUUGGAACAGGGUCUUGUAAGAAGAGGUAGUGGAGCUCACAUUGGGCUCCACCUGUCAAAUUAAACUGUUCAUUUUAUCUUCUUGAACAGUCCAUUCAACAGAACAAUUCAAAAAACAAACGGUUUUAAUGUAUAGCAUUCCCAGGGAACUGCAGUAUUAACACAUCACAUUCAUUUGUGUUAGCCAUUUAUUAUUAUUAUUUUUUUAAUUAUCUGCUUUAAGCAUACUUUAAUCACACUUUUUGAGACGCUACAAAUAAUUAUUUCUGUACAUAGGCCAUGCAUUGAAUAACUGAGUUUGUCUUAAGUGUAAGAUAAAAGAAAAUUCUUUUGAAUAUGUAAAAAUAAAUACAUUUCAGAACAAACUUGUAUAAAACAAAACAUUCUCAUAAAUUUUUGUGGAACACGG
Messenger RNA from Scophthalmus maximus (turbot), 3090 nucleotides. RefSeq names its product protein transport protein Sec61 subunit alpha. Gene Ontology annotation, cellular component: Sec61 translocon complex; membrane. The record is from RefSeq and is a predicted model, not a curated record. Gene Ontology annotation, biological process: SRP-dependent cotranslational protein targeting to membrane, translocation; post-translational protein targeting to membrane, translocation. The coding region runs from base 301 to 1731 and encodes 476 amino acids. Gene Ontology annotation, molecular function: signal sequence receptor activity; ribosome binding; transmembrane protein transporter activity. Lineage: Eukaryota; Metazoa; Chordata; Actinopteri; Pleuronectiformes; Scophthalmidae. The transcript is spliced from 12 exons.